Argentina anserina (silverweed cinquefoil) is the source of this 882-nucleotide messenger RNA. RefSeq lists its product as uncharacterized. The record is from RefSeq and is a predicted model, not a curated record. Gene Ontology annotation, biological process: negative regulation of translation; translation. Gene Ontology annotation, molecular function: mRNA binding; structural constituent of ribosome. The transcript is spliced from 5 exons. NCBI's taxonomy places the organism in Eukaryota, Viridiplantae, Streptophyta, Magnoliopsida, Rosales, Rosaceae. Bases 93 to 701 code for a protein of 202 amino acids. Gene Ontology annotation, cellular component: mitochondrial large ribosomal subunit; ribosome.
AGGGUCCUUUUUGUUUUGGAGAAUUCCCACCCAGCUUUGGGUUUCUCUGCCUGAUCUCCGAAUUGGGUCUCCUCAGAAAGUUUGAAGUCGAAAUGGCAAGCCAAGCAGCUGCGGCUUUCAACGGCAAUAUGAAGAAAGCUGUUGCUGGCCUGAGGCGGAUUAAUCUCGACGGGCUGCGGUGGAAAGUGUUUGAUGCCAAAGGCCAGGUUCUUGGAAGGCUAGCUUCUCAGAUAUCAACUGUGAUUCAAGGCAAGGACAAACCGACAUAUGCUCCAAAUCGUGAUGAUGGAGAUAUGUGCAUUGUGCUGAAUGCAAAGGAUAUAUGUGUUACAGGGCGGAAACUAACUGAUAAAGUUUAUCAUUGGCACACGGGGUAUGUUGGGCACCUCAAGGAAAGGACUUUGAAAGAUCAGAUGGUGAAAGACCCCACAGAAGUCAUUCGCAAAGCUGUACUGCGUAUGCUUCCUAAGAACAAAUUACGUGACGAUAGAGAUAGAAAGCUGAGAAUUUUCGCUGGCGGUGAACACCCAUUUGGUGAUAAGCCCCUUGAACCAUAUAUGAUGCCCCCGCGUAAAGUAAGGGGAAUGCGACCCCGUACAAGACGAGCCUUGGUCAGAGCUCAGAUAAAGGCUGGGCAACAAAAGCAGGAUAUUAAUGAUCUACGAAAGGGCAGUAAGAAGAAUAGACAAAGGGUACCUUGAAUGGAGCUAGAUUCAUCAACUAUGUGGAGUAUUUCUAUACCAAUGUUUGAUGAUCUCGACUCCCUUGUCAAAAUUUGAAAUUUUGCUUAGAACUGUUGAAAGUGUAACUGUAUUUGGGAAAUGUUGUGUUAUGUCUUCCAGCAAUAAAUUUUCAGGUAGGUCUCCUGUGUCUGUGAUCGUG